AUGGCCACGGGCUCGGUGCGAUACAAAUUCAAGAGCGCGAAAACCUUCGACGCCCUCGCGUUCGAUGGCGCCUUCAUCGCCGUCGGUGAGCUCCGACGACGGAUCAGUGAGAAGAAAGGGCUGUCGAAGGACUCGGCGUGCGAGCUCGUGUUGCAAGACGCGUCGACUGGGGUGGAUUACGACGACGACUCGGCGUUGGUGUGGAAAAACGCGAGCGUGAUCGCGCGCCGGGUGCCGGUGAUGCGCUCGCAGGCGAUCGGGACCUCCCAGGGGGCGAGCGUGGUGAAGAAGGUUGUGUACGUCGCGCCGCCGGACGUGUCGCAGAUACCGAGUAAAUCGAGUCAACGACGAUUGCAGAUGAAUUUGAAUAAGAUUACGAAACCGGAGGGCGACGUCGCGGGCGAGGAUAACGCGUUGGCGAACAUGGCUCGGGAGCAGACGCAGAGUUGGGAGAGCGAGAAGUUGGCGGCGAACGCGCAGGCGGGGGUGAGAGGGGGGCGGGGGGGGGGGCGAGGGAUGGGUCGACGCGGGGACGGACCGCCGGGUCCGGGGUACAUUUGCUUCAAGUGUAACAAGGGUGGACAUUGGAUUCAGGAUUGUCCGCUCGCCGCGGAUACCACGGUGGAGAUCGUGCGGACGAAGCACGCGUACGGGAUUCCGCAGACAAAGCUCGAGGCGGCGACGGGAGGGAUCCUGGUCGCCCCCACGGGGGAGUCCGCGCAAAUGGUAGCCGCGGAGGAUGAGUUUCAGAAGAUGUUUGGCUUCUUACAGGAUCGCGGGAAGGAGACGCUGGCGCUCGGGAACGGUGAGAGCGAGACGCUCGCUCUCGGCAACGGCGAAAAUGACGAGGGGGAGAAGCCCGAAGCGGAUAACGCACCCAGCGAGCCGGCGCCUCCGCCGCUUCCCGCCGGUUUCGUUCCUCCGAUGCCGCCCGGUCCGCCUCCGACGGGAGCGCUGAAGCGCGAGCCCGCGCCCGCGCCCGCGCCUGAGAUGAACAUGGAUCUCCUCGAUCCCAUGGGGAUCAUGUCCAUGGACACCUCGCUCGAGGGCUUACAAAAGAUGGCGGAGGAGCUGAAGAAACAACAAGAUCUUCUGGAUUCUAGUAAAUUGAACGUAUUGGGGGUGAGCGCGCCACCACCGAUGCCACCGAUGCCACCGAUGCCACCGAUGCCGGCGAUGCCUCCGCCGCCAGCAGACGCGGCGAGAGGCAAUGUGCCCAUGGGACCGCCGGUGUUCGAGGAGGACGAAGACACCAUCGUGAUGUUAGCGGGAGAGGAAGAGGAGCCAGAGCCAAAGGCUUCGCGUGCGCCGCCACCGCCGCCCGCGAUCAGACCGGGGCCGCCGCCGCCACCGGCUGUGAUUCCCGACGACAUCGCCAAGGCGCACGAGGAGCAGAUGCAGGCGCAAGAGAACGAUGUUCGCGCGCGCGAUGACUCGCGCGAACCGGGACCGCGUUUCGGAACGGGCGUGAGACAGUCCACCAAUCGUGGCUCUCGCGGAGGGAGAAGAGGUCGCGCAGAGUCUCGAGAGCCACCGGCGUCGAAGCGAAAUCGCUCGCGCGAUACCUCUCGCGACGCAGUUCCCAAGCGCGGUCGCGUCACGCCAACCGAAGGCGAGCCGAAUGCGAAACGACGCAAGGACGAUAGUGGUAGCGUAUCGAGAGAUAACUCGGCGGAAAAUUUAGCCAGUGGUGGUUCGAGACGGUCGCGGGGUGGAAGACGUACUCGAGGCGGAAGGAACAGACGCGGCGGAGGCGAUGGCGGAGGCGGAGGCGGAGGAAGGAGCGACGUCUUGACGAGGAUUGGAUCGUAA
Ostreococcus tauri is the source of this 1812-nucleotide messenger RNA. RefSeq names its product Zinc finger, CCHC-type. The transcript has a single exon. The coding region runs from base 1 to 1812 and encodes 603 amino acids. Gene Ontology annotation, molecular function: ubiquitin protein ligase activity; nucleic acid binding; zinc ion binding. The record is from RefSeq and is a predicted model, not a curated record. Lineage: Eukaryota; Viridiplantae; Chlorophyta; Mamiellophyceae; Mamiellales; Bathycoccaceae. Gene Ontology annotation, biological process: ubiquitin-dependent protein catabolic process; mRNA processing; protein ubiquitination. Gene Ontology annotation, cellular component: nucleus.